AUGGCAUCCAAUAUGCCUGAUGAAAUUUAUUAUGCAAGUGAACAAAUUUCAAUUCCAUUGGAAUUACCCGAUGUUUUACUUCAAUUUUGUAAGAACAAAUUUUUCAAGAAAACCAAUAUCUACAAUAAAGGAAAAUACGAAUGGAAAUUCUCUGGACAAACAAAUGGUUCACGAAUCAGAAUGUAUCUCAAUCGGCUACAAUUAAAACGUGCUGCAUCAUUCGUAAAAUUAUUUGUUACGAUUGCUAAUGGUUCAUAUUUAAUACCAAGUAUUUUUAAUCGAAGUAAACGAAUGUUUGUUUUAAAGAGAAAUUCUUCAACAUAA
Rotaria socialis is the source of this 324-nucleotide messenger RNA. The record is from the annotation of a GenBank genome assembly. NCBI's taxonomy places the organism in Eukaryota, Metazoa, Rotifera, Eurotatoria, Philodinida, Philodinidae.